AUGAAGAUCACUCCGGUACUCGUGCUCCUCGCCAUCUGCCUCGGCUGUGUGAUGAUCCACCGGUCGGAGGCCGCCUCCAGCACCUCCAGCACCGCCACCACCUCCGCCUCGGCCACCACCUCCGCCUCGGCCACCACCACCACCUCUGCUGCGGCCACCACCACCACUUCCGCCUCCGCCACCACCACCACUUCCGCUUCCGCCACCACCACCACUUCCGCUUCCGCCACAACUACUACGGCGGCGUCUGCGGCAAAAACGGCGACGGUAACCAAAACCGAGCAGAAGAUCCAGAGACCCGGAAGGGAGAUUACAAUUACGAAGCACAAUGCAGGAUGCGGAUGCGGUUGCAAGAGCAAGUGCGGCAAGUGUGGCAAGAGCAGCAAGUGCGGCAAGUGUGGCAAGAGCAGCAAGUGCGACAAGUGUGGCCAGAGUAGCAAGUGCGACAAGUGUGGCCAGAGUAGCAAGUGCGGCUGCAGCGAGAGCGAUCAGACCAGCGUUAAGAAGGGCUGGUUCAAGCUGUGA
Drosophila biarmipes is the source of this 525-nucleotide messenger RNA. RefSeq names its product protein new-glue 1-like. The record is from RefSeq and is a predicted model, not a curated record. The transcript has a single exon. Bases 1 to 525 code for a protein of 174 amino acids. Lineage: Eukaryota; Metazoa; Arthropoda; Insecta; Diptera; Drosophilidae.